Daucus carota subsp. sativus is the source of this 842-nucleotide messenger RNA. RefSeq lists its product as uncharacterized. The record is from RefSeq and is a predicted model, not a curated record. Gene Ontology annotation, cellular component: cytoplasm. Gene Ontology annotation, molecular function: protein-disulfide reductase activity. Lineage: Eukaryota; Viridiplantae; Streptophyta; Magnoliopsida; Apiales; Apiaceae. The transcript has 2 exons. Bases 107 to 667 code for a protein of 186 amino acids.
CACACAUUUUAGGCUUGUGUCUGUAUAUAUUUUUACUACAACUCCUAAGUUGCAAAAAUUAAAAAAUCCAAAAAAAAUAAUAAUCUACAUUUCUGGUAAUUUUCCGAUGGGUAUUUUGCUUGAAAAUCUCACCGUCCCACGCGCCACCGUUGUCGCGGCGGCGAGUAUCUCUCCGAUCGUAGGUUCAUUAUCUGUUUCUCCGAUCUCGAAGCGCCGGGAAGUUAUAAAGUUACCGGAAUCUAGAGGACUCAAGAUCUCUUCUCGCCGCUCUAGUGGAUCGCUGACUUUUAAUUCUAGAGGCGUUCGCCGUAGUGCAAGGAUCGUUGCUGAAACUCAGGACACUGCUGUUGUAGUACCUCCUGUCACUGAUGGGACGUGGAAGUCAGAUGUACUCGAGUCUGAAACCCCUGUUCUGGUUGAAUUUUGGGCACCAUGGUGCGGCCCAUGCCGCAUGAUCCAUCCCAUCAUUGAUGAACUGGCCGUAGAAUUUGCGGGCAAACUCAAGUGUUACAAGCUGAACACUGAUGAGAGUCCCAAUAUCCCAACCGAAUAUGGGGUCAGAAGCAUUCCAACUGUUAUACUUUUCAAAGACGGUGAGAAGAAAGAUGCUGUUGUUGGUGCAGUUCCGAAAGCAACUCUAACCACAAGCAUAGAGAAGUUCUUAUAGAGGUGGUGGUAAGCAUGCAGAAUGUUUUCUGGGACGUUAGAUGUCUCUUGUUUCGUGUUCUUUAGCCUGGUACUUGCAAGUUAUGUUACUGCAAGUCAUAUUCUGAAUGUGCUCAUGUAUAGUUGAAAUUCCAUGUUACCUAUUUAAAGACUAAUGAUAAUUACCACGUUAUUCA